Molecule: messenger RNA, 1282 nt
Organism: Papaver somniferum (opium poppy)
Lineage: Eukaryota; Viridiplantae; Streptophyta; Magnoliopsida; Ranunculales; Papaveraceae
Product: fasciclin-like arabinogalactan protein 7
Exons: 2
Coding region: 239-1009 (256 amino acids)
Source: RefSeq, a predicted model, not a curated record
ACACACAUUCAUUCAAUACCUUUUCUCUGUCUCUCACACUCUUAUCACUCUCUCUCUAAAUACCAGCUGCCACAGCCCAUUAUUGAUACUGACCUUUUUGUUUAGCAUCAACCCCUCUCUCUAUAUAUAAAUACUCUUUGCAACUCAAAUCUCAAUUGCAUUUUCCCUUUCUUUUAUCACCACUCUCACUCACUCUCUGGAUUCCUGUUGCUAAGGAGUUUAGAGAUUUAGAGCCAACAUGCAGGUUUCCAAGAUUUUCUUCACUGUUGCUAUUUUACUAGUCGUGGUGAGUGUUACAGAUGCUCAAAAGGCUAAAUCUCCACCAGCACCACCACUAGCACCAACACCAGCUCCAGCAUCAGACUAUGUAAACAUAACUGAUUUACUCACAGUUGCUGGACCAUUUCACACAUUUCUCAAUUAUCUUGAACAAACCAAAGUCAUUGAGACCUUUCAAAACCAAGCCAAUAACACUGAGGAAGGUAUAACAAUUUUGGUACCAAAAGAUAAAGCCUUCUCAAACAUCAAAAAACCAGCUUCUCUUGCUAACUUGACCGCAGACCAACUGAAAUCUUUGAUGCUUUUCCAUGCAUUACCACAUUAUUACUCAUUAGCUGAUUUCAAGAAAUUGAGUGAAUCUGGUCCUGUUACUACAUUUGCUGGUGGGCAGUAUCAGUUGAAUUUCACUGAUGUUGGUGGAACAGUACAUAUGAGUUCAGGUUGGAGUAAGUCUAAGGUAAGCAGCGCUGUGCAUUCAACAGAUCCAGUUGCUAUUUAUCAGGUUGAUAGUGUUUUACUACCUGAAACCCUUUUCGGCCCACCACCACCACCAUCACCAACUCCAGCUCCAGCACCAGCUCCUGAUGUUGCACCUGCUGCCGAUGCACCCGGAGCUGCUAAAAGUGCUGAUGGGUUUUCUCCUAAAUCCUCAAAGAAAUCAUCUUCUCAUAAAAUUGUUAUGAGUUACUUUGUUUUUGUUGUCUCAAGUUGUUUGGUUUUGAUGUUCUAGUUAGACAGAAAGAAGGACGGAGAGACGGAGAUUUAGUACAUUGGAUGAGUUUGAUGAUUUAAUUUAUAUAUACUGGGGAGAACUAGCUAGCGAUUGUAUUCAUAUUUUUAAUUCCUUUGAAUGAUUUUUAUGUUCAUUUUCUUGUUUCUACUUUUCAGAAUGUAUGUAUUUAUGUAUGCUGUUGAAGUUUAAGUAAGAUGUUCUGUGAGAAUAAGCAUCAAAUUGAAUCUGUUUAGCACUGAUUUGUAUAAGCAGUAUGAUCUUUGUUUUGGG